Amoebophrya sp. A120 is the source of this 1525-nucleotide messenger RNA. The record is from the annotation of a GenBank genome assembly. Lineage: Eukaryota; Dinophyceae; Syndiniales; Amoebophryaceae.
AAGUAUUAAUUUAGAUUUUAGCUUAAAGAGACUUACGCGUACAUUUCCGUACGAAAAAAAGUACACGAUACAGAUACCUCCGAAAUCGACCACGGUGCACGACGAGCUACAAGUACGAGUACAAGUACAAGUACACCUAAGAUUCAGCAUUAAGAUUAACAAAAUACAAGAAGCUCCACCAGGUACUACAACUAACCAGCCAGGCAAAAUGGGAAAAACCUCCAAUAGGAAGCACGGCAUUGCCCUGUGCCGCAAAAAGGCCAUGAUGGCGGCAUCGGGGGAGCAGGAGCACGAGCACCAGGAGCUCGGAAAUAUUCAAACUCAGCCAUCCAGUUCCAGUAGUAGUUCUCGUGAGGCCCCCGAGGCGAGGUCCCAACAAAACGCUGCCCCACGACCCGAGCAGCCCCCGGAUGUUGACGAGGAGGUGUGGGAGAUUGCGAAGGGUAAGAAAAAAACGUUUCCCUCUACUGCGGUCAGCUACGAGCGAAUCGUAGCAAAAGCGAAGCAGAAUGGAAAGACCAAUCUGGCGGUGCACGACAAUGGGGAGUCCAUCGCCCACGCGGACGGGUGUUGCGAGGAGACGACGACGGCAAGGAUUUGUGAGGACAUGGAACGCAUGAAACGAGAGGUGAAACCGAUUGCCGACGAGAUUUUGGCGCAUUUACCCGACGGGUACCAGCAUUGUUUCAUCCACGACUCGGACCCGACGAACCCCAACCCCAGUACUAACGGUGGUACAACCACUACUAUGAAGAAACCCAUGCCGGAGUACGCCCUCGAGUUUAUCGCCCUCGGGCUCGGCUCCUUGUCGCAGAAUCGCAGCGCCCAGUGGCAGACCGCGUUGCUGGCAAAUGUGGUGGACCAGGUGGGGAGUGUCGUGGGCUCCGUGAACAGCAAGUUGUGGUACAAAGACGGCAAGAUUCCCGUCACGCUCUACGACCCGGCGAUGACGGCGAUGGAUGAAAAGAUCCUGGCCGAGAGCGGGUUUUUCGGCUCCUCGUGGAAAAUCGGGACGGAAGCGGCCAUCCGAGACGCAUUUUUACCUGGUUUAUUGGGGGCGCAGAACGACCACGAGAUGAACGGCGGCGGCCUGCUCCGGAUGAACAACGACGAGGAAAAUAACCUGAGCCACGACAUGCCGUUCUUCCGCUCCGAGGCGGCGCAGGAGCAAAUGCAACUGCAGUGCGGGAAAAGGACGAAGAAGUACCUGAUCUUCUACAUGCCGCUUUGCGUCCGGGACGUGUACAUCGACAUCCUGCGGCGUGUGGAGGCAGAGAUCUGCCUGAACAAGUACCGCGGGCGCGACGACACCAGCGACGAAGAAGUAAAGAACGAGGUGGUGGUGGCGUGCGUCAUCGGCAACGACAUGGUGGAGUGGGGGCUGAUGAACAAGCACGAAGGCCAGGACGAGGAGGAGGAGGGGGAUGAACAAGUAGUAGAUCCAGCCGACCCUUAUCCCUACGACUGUGCUGCUGACUAUGCGCAGGUUUUUCCUGAAAUGGUUGAACAGCAAAACCGCGAGCGC